This is a messenger RNA of Durio zibethinus, 1827 nucleotides long. RefSeq names its product squalene monooxygenase SE1-like. NCBI's taxonomy places the organism in Eukaryota, Viridiplantae, Streptophyta, Magnoliopsida, Malvales, Malvaceae. Gene Ontology annotation, biological process: sterol biosynthetic process. The record is from RefSeq and is a predicted model, not a curated record. Gene Ontology annotation, molecular function: squalene monooxygenase activity; flavin adenine dinucleotide binding. Gene Ontology annotation, cellular component: endoplasmic reticulum; membrane.
UUUGAAGAUGGUUGAUCAGUUUAUAGUGGGAGGAGUUAUAGCCUCUCUUCUGGGCUUUUUCCUGAUGUACCAAAUAAGAAGAAAAAAGAUGAAUGGAGCUUCUUCAAUGGGGGUUGAAGAGAAUGAAUGUUUGAAGAGCACUCAGAAUGAAAUGUCAUGUGGAUCAGAGAUAGCUACAAGUGCAGAUAUAAUCAUUGUUGGAGCAGGCGUUGCUGGUUCAGCCCUUGCAUACACUCUUGGCAAGGAAGGACGUAGAGUGCGUGUUAUUGAAAGAGAUUUGUCUGAGCCUGACAGAAUCGUUGGUGAACUGCUGCAACCUGGAGGCUACCUCAAGUUGAUUGAGUUGGGUCUUGAUGAUUGCGUGACAGAGAUUGAUUCUCAGCAAGUGUUUGGAUAUGCUCUUUACAAGGAUGGAAAGAAUACGAAAUUGUCUUAUCCAUUGGAAGGUUUUCGUUCCGAUGUGUCCGGUAGAGGCUUCCAUUAUGGACGAUUCAUUCAAAAGAUGCGAGAGAAAGCUGCUUCCCUUCCCAAUGUAAGUUUGGAACAAGGCACUGUAACAUCUUUACUUGAAGAAAAAGGAACUAUAAAGGGCGUGCAUUAUAAAACCAACGAAGGCCAAGAGCAGACAGCAAAUGCUCCCCUCACGAUUGUAUGUGAUGGUUGUUUUUCAAAUUUGCGACGCUCCCUCUGUAACCCAAAGGUUGAUAUUCCUUCUUGCUUUGUUGGCCUGAUCCUGGAGAAUUGUGAUCUUCCAUAUCUCAAUCAUGGGCAUGUUAUAUUGGCUGAUCCUUCACCUAUCUUGUUUUAUCCUAUCAGUAGCAGUGAAAUCCGCUGUUUAGUGGAUGUGCCUGGCCAAAAGGUCCCUUCAAUUCCCAAUGGCGAAAUGGCACACUAUUUGAAGACUGUGGUGGCUCCUCAGAUUCCCCCAGAGCUGUACAGUGCUUUCAUAUCUGCAAUUGACAAAGGAAACAUAAGAACAAUGCAUAACAGAAGCAUGCCUGCCUCUCCAUAUCCAACUCCUGGAGCACUUUUGAUGGGGGAUGCAUUCAACAUGCGGCACCCUUUAACUGGUGGAGGAAUGACUGUGGCUUUAUCUGAUGUUGCUGUUCUUAGAGAUCUUCUUAGACCAUUACAUGAUCUCCAUGAUGCUUCUGCUCUCUGCAGAUACCUCGAAUCCUUCUACACCCUGCGGAAGCCUGUGGCAUCAACAAUAAAUACAUUAGCCGGUGCCUUGUACAAGGUGUUCUGUGCAUCUCCUGACCCGGCUAGGAAAGAAAUGCGCCAGGCAUGCUUCGACUAUUUGAGCCUCGGAGGUGUAUUUUCAAAUGGUCCCAUAGCUCUCCUUUCUGGCUUGAACCCUCGCCCUUUGAGUUUGGUUUUUCAUUUCUUUGCUGUAGCUGUCUUUGGCGUUGGACGCUUGUUACUUCCAUUUCCUUCUCCAAAACGUUUUUGGAUUGGUGCUAAAUUGAUUUCGGGCGCAUCAGGCAUCAUUUUUCCCAUACUCAGAGCUGAAGGAGUCAGACAGGUUUUUUUCCCGGUGACCGUCCCAGCUUACCAUAGGGCUCCUCCCAUUAACUGAGGUAGACAAAGCUGGAAACAAGAUAAAUUUCCAAGAAAAAAAAUUGAAACAGGGUAAUCUCUAGAUAAUGGAGUUCCUGUAAGGUUGGGAUCCAUCAUCAAUGUAAUUGCUAUAGGAGAGGAAAAUUAGCAUCUGUAAUGUGCCCAAUACUGUGCAACAAAAAGUUCCUUUGAAUUUGAAUUUUUUUUUAACAUUAUAUGCUAUUGGAAGAAGCAUUACUAUAUUACUAUUCAAAUCUAAGAUUUUUA